Messenger RNA from Hyla sarda, 1830 nucleotides. It is a transcript of the gene HELT, whose product is annotated as helt bHLH transcription factor. The record is from RefSeq and is a predicted model, not a curated record. The transcript has 4 exons. Gene Ontology annotation, molecular function: DNA-binding transcription factor activity, RNA polymerase II-specific; RNA polymerase II cis-regulatory region sequence-specific DNA binding; protein dimerization activity. NCBI's taxonomy places the organism in Eukaryota, Metazoa, Chordata, Amphibia, Anura, Hylidae. Bases 423 to 1181 code for a protein of 252 amino acids. Gene Ontology annotation, biological process: regulation of transcription by RNA polymerase II; regulation of neurogenesis; anterior/posterior pattern specification. Gene Ontology annotation, cellular component: nucleus.
UGAGCUAAGCCCCUGUAUAGUAUGGGUGGUAAAGUGACUUCACUGCAGGCUGCACCAGCACAUCGUCCUCUGCUGCCACCACUUGACACUGGCACAGGGUCAGCAAUAGCUUAAUGCUCUGGUGGUGCCAUCACCAGGAUGCUGAGUGUAAGGUGCUGGGCCCCGUCUCACCUCUGUCCUCCUCAUCACUUGUCCUUCAAGGACCACGUGGAUUAACAAAGUUGCUGCCCCCUCCCCUCUGGCAGCCCCCAGCCCCACACAGGGAUUUGUGCAAUGUCAGCGCCGUCUCGCCUGGGUGAUCAGCCCUCCCUCCCCAUUCUCUGCGCCUCUAAUCCCUGAAUGCACUGGGCUGAUAAGUGAUCGCUUUAUAAGCGCAGCUCGGGUGGGAGAAGAGAUACAGAACCCAGAGUACAUACUGCAGCAUGGACAUCGGGCUGAUGGGGACACCUGCCAGGAUCUCUCUCGGUGGAGCUGCCAAAGUCAAGGAGCGCAGAAGGACCCCUGUGUCCCACAAAGUCAUUGAAAAGAGAAGAAGAGACAGGAUCAACCGCUGCCUAAGUGAACUGGGCAAGACUGUACCAAUGGCUCUAGCCAAGCAGAAUUCUGGCAAACUGGAAAAAGCUGAAAUUUUGGAAAUGACAGUCCAGUACCUUAGAGCCUUGCAUGCUGCUGAUUUCCCAAGGGGGAGAGAUAAAGACCUCCUCUCUGAAUUUGCCAAUUAUUUUCAUUACGGCUAUCACGAGUGCAUGAAAAACCUGGUCCAUUACCUGACCACAGUAGAGAGAAUGGAAACCAAGGACACCAAAUAUGCCCGAAUUGUUGCCUUCCUUCAGUCUAAAGCUCAUUUGACCACUGAGCCCCUGUUCAGCUCUUUGCAUGAAGUGGAUAUGUCCUGCCAACUCCAUUCUUCUCCACCUGAUUAUCCAAGUCCUGUUGAUACCACAUAUACUCAAAGUCCAGGUGGAUCCUUUUCAUGGCAUAACACCAACAGGAGCCCCACACUGAACUAUCUGGCAAGUCCAACCAGCAUGCCUCUGCCUUGUACGCCACCCCAGCAGACUCAGCAUUGUAGCUUCCUGUCGCCCAUGCAGAGUCUGGACAGACAUUAUCUCAACCUUUUGGGACAUUCCCAUGCUAAUAGUUUCAGCAUGCACAGUGCUCAGCAUCCUGCUGUCCUGUGACCCUCCGAGUCACAACUUGCAAAAACUCAAGGAUUGUAGGUAGCAAAAAUGAUCAUGUCUAUCAAACCUAUAAAAAUACAUUUAGAGGGAAAUGGUCCUGUCAGCAAAAACCAAUCAUAUAGUUGUUUUGAUUGCACUAUUCAUAUGACAGCUAGAAUCUGAUUGGUUGUUGUUGGCCCCAAUUCAUUUGUAUAAUCACCAUCUCACCAUACAGAAUCUUAUGACCUUGUGUUGUAUUUUAUCACUGCAGCCUUCAUUGCCUUUGAUGAGCUGCCAUGAGUGAACCAAGCCGCCUGCUCUUAGCCAUGACUUAUAUGUUUAUUGUUAGUGGGUUGAACAAUGUGCCCAUUUUCAAUAUGUAGUUACCUCAAAAUGUCCCGAAGGAGAAAAUGAAAGUAUAAUGACUCUUAAUGAUCUGACGGAACUUUGUGCCUGCACCACCCCACAGAGACUGCUCUGCUCCCUGGGAUGAGCCCUUUGUCACACUGCUCAGCAGCAGGCUCCAAGGGUCAAAAUCACCAUUAUUAUGUAAAUACUUGUAAAUUGUAACGUGGUCAUUAAUUUAUUGAAAUGCAAAACUUUCUCUUCUGUCGGAGCCUCGUGAGCUUUACAAAGUUAGAUAUAUUUAUACUGUAAAUUUGUAAUAAAA